Rotaria sp. Silwood2 is the source of this 765-nucleotide messenger RNA. NCBI's taxonomy places the organism in Eukaryota, Metazoa, Rotifera, Eurotatoria, Philodinida, Philodinidae. The record is from the annotation of a GenBank genome assembly.
AUGUCUCUGAGCAACGAUACUAGCACUAUUGUUCGUCACAAUGGCUUAUCACAAGAUGCUCAAGGUCGUUCGUAUGAAUUACUAUCACCAACACAAGUAUUGACUGGACCACAGCAAAACUUGGAGAACAAUAAGAAGCAACAAAAGAAGAAAAAAUGCCAUGGUAAUCGAAAACAACAGCAUCAACGACGAAGAUUACGUCGUCAACAAAUGAAACAAAAUAAUAAUCCUGCAAAUCAUAUACAACAAGAUAUCUUAAUUGUUAUAGAUGAUACUGAUGACAACCUGGAACAAGAUGGACAAGAACAACAGAUUCAAAAAGACACAAAAAACAGUCAACAUAGACUAGGAUUAGAAAAUAAACGUAAACGUCAAGAAGCAAAUAAAGAUGACAUACAUAUCAGUCAAUCGUUCAGUGAAUUAUCAAUAUCACAAAUCAAUCCUAAAAAGACUAAGUCGACGAUAGAAAAUCAACAGUCAGAUAAUGAAGUAUUAAAUUUAGUUAAUGGCGAUAUUAACGAUCAACAACAACAAGAAAACAACAAGCAAGAAGAUAAUAAUGAUUUAAUAUCAACCAAUUAUGUACAACGAUUUAAACCACGUUAUCUAAGAGUUUCUGAUAAAAUUUUAAAACAAAUGUUAUCGAAUGCAGUUGAAGAUGGUGAUAAAAUCAUUCAAUGUCUAAAUAGUAAUGAAAAACUUCAUUUGGUUCGUCAAAUGACGGAAGCAGCUAAUAACUUAUAUUAUAUCGAUUUUCAACGUCAA